UUCCCCAGCAUGGCACGAAGGAGAACAGCGUAUGUAACAUAUGCACGAGGUACGGCUUUUAGACAAAGUCGCAGAGUUUGCGCCAAAUGGACAAACCAAAGCCCGCAAACGUAAACCUUUAACUUUAACUGCUUCCCUUCUCCUCCUUCUUCUUCUGUAACUCUCCUUCAUUCUAUUUCUCAUUAACAUUCAUAUACCUUCAUCACUUUCCCCAAAACGCGGUCGUUUCCACCGGGUCCGGUUCCGCGGCAUUGGUUGGCUGGUAUGAAUAGCGUGUUCAGCGAGCAGAUACUCGCGGACAAGCUGUCCAAGCUCAACAGCACCCAGCAGUGCAUUGAAACUUUAUCACAUUGGUGUAUAUUUCACCGAAGCAAAGCAGAGCUGGUAGUGGGAACAUGGAAUAAACAAUUUCACAAUUCAGAGAAGGUUCAGCGAGUCCCCCUUCUGUAUCUUGCAAAUGAUAUCCUGCAAAACAGCAAACGUAAAGGAAAUGAAUUUGUGACCGAGUUUUGGAAGGUUCUUCCCACAGCACUUAAGGAUGUUCUUGAGAAAGGUGAUGAUCAAGAAAAACGUGCAGUAUUUAGACUGGUUGAUAUAUGGGAGGAAAGGAGAGUGUUUGGAUCUCAGGCUAAGAGCCUUAAAAAUGUAAUACUUGGAGAAGAAGCACCUCCGCAGUUAGAAUUCAACAAAAAGCGGUCCCGUUCAGUUAGAAUUGUGAAAAAGGAUUCUCGUUCCAUUAAAACGAAAUUGUCCAUUGGAGGUACAGCAGAAAAAAUAGUCUCAGCCUUUCAUACGGUGCUUAAUGAACAUUCCAAUGAAGAUGCAGAGAUGAGUAAAUGCAAGGCAGCUGUUCAUCGUGUGAGGAAGAUGGAAAAAAAUGUUGAUAUUGCAUGCACUGUUGUAAAGGACCCUAAGCGAAAAACUUUGUCCAAGGAACUAGUGGAGGAAGAAAAUAUUUUGAAAGAAUGCAUUGAAAAUCUCAAAUUAGUUGAAGCAAGUAGAACAUCACUUGUUACUCGCUUAAAAGAAGCUUUGCAUGAGCAGGAAUCUGAGCUGGAGAAUGUUCGCACUCAGAUUCAGGUAGCACAAGCACAAGUAGAAGAGGCUAGCUACAUGCGGAAGCGACUUGAUGAUGAAGAUUCUUCAUAUAAAGCCUCAACUUCAACGACUUCAGUUACUGAUGUGAAUACAAAAUCAGAAGCAACAACUAAGAAGUCAGCUGCAGCAAUUGCAGCUGAGGUUGCAGAUAAGCUAACAGCUUCUACGUCAUCUCAGUUAAUCAUGACUUCUGUUCUCUCAACAUUUGCAGCGGAAGAGGCAAAAAGUGCUUGUCUAACUUCUGAGACCAUGUCAAAACCUGAGAAGUCAAUACCUAUAUCAGAUCCAAAUGUUUUUAUGACUUCACAACAGUUAAUUGCCACACCAAAUCAUUCAUAUCCUUCGGUUUUGGUACCUCAACCCACCUUGCAGAAUCCAGCUGCUGCAUCACAGGGUCAAUAUCAAAUGCUUUGUAAUUCAUCCUCCCAGCAUUAUUUGCAAUCAACAGGAGGGGUCAUUUCUUCUUAUGGUUAUGGUAGCAUCGCACCAUUACCAUUGGGGCCACCCCCACCCCAUAUGGUGGGUCCAAUGGUUCCUUUGACACAUCAGACAAUGCAAAUAACUCAGCAGCAGCCUACACCUAUAGGUCAGCAUCAACCAAUAAAAAUGACACAACAAGCCCCAGCACCUCCUAAUUUCCGACCACUUCAACUGCCAGGAAUGGUGUACUAUGGAAACUCUGAGGCAGAGUGUCUUUCUCGUCCCCCGCAUAUAAAUUUGUGUUUGAUGUUGUGCUUGGUUGAUUGGAGCAACUUUCACAGUUUUACAUCCCCCAACUCUGAGCUUUGUCAAUUAGAUGAAACUAAUUGAUAUCUAAAGGAUGAAAUGUGGAACCAGGGUGUCGUUCAACUUCAACAAAACAACAGUCCUUAUGCCUCUCCUGUGGUGUUACUGGGAAGAAGGUUGGCACUUGGAGGCUGUAUGUUGACCAUAGAAGCUCCACCAAGCAUGCCGUAAGGGCCAGGUUAGCAUGUAUGAUAGUGUUUGACUGUAGAAGGUCCAACAUUUAAUAAUUAGAGUAGUUAUUGAAUCAACGGAGACAUUUAUUGGCAGUUUACUUGUUUGACCAUAAUUGAAUUAUGAAUAAAUUGAUGAUGAUUAAAUUAGUUUUAA
This is a messenger RNA of Glycine soja, 2211 nucleotides long. Its product is annotated as regulation of nuclear pre-mRNA domain-containing protein 1B-like. Gene Ontology annotation, cellular component: RNA polymerase II, holoenzyme. Bases 265 to 1908 code for a protein of 547 amino acids. The transcript is spliced from 9 exons. Lineage: Eukaryota; Viridiplantae; Streptophyta; Magnoliopsida; Fabales; Fabaceae. Gene Ontology annotation, biological process: mRNA 3'-end processing. Gene Ontology annotation, molecular function: RNA polymerase II complex binding. The record is from RefSeq and is a predicted model, not a curated record.